Ostreobium quekettii is the source of this 843-nucleotide messenger RNA. NCBI's taxonomy places the organism in Eukaryota, Viridiplantae, Chlorophyta, Ulvophyceae, Bryopsidales, Ostreobiaceae. The record is from the annotation of a GenBank genome assembly.
AUGCUUGGUCAGUGCGCUGGCCGGAGUCGCCCACACCACCGCAGCCCCUGCCUCGCUUGCGCACGACGAGCCACUCCCGCCGGGCCCGCCACCCCCCAGACCUUCAUCAAGAUGCGUACCGUCGCGUGUGUCCUGCUCGCCCUCGUGGCGGUGGCGGCUGCUCGCGAGCUCCAGCAGCUCAACUGCAAGACUGACUCGAGGGCCACCCUGAACCUCUCCGGCUCCGGCUCCGGCGUCGCCCAGUCCCAGGCUUUCUGCCAGGCCGAGGCCGACGCCCGCAGCGCCAUUGAGAAGACCAUCAGCGAGUACGUGGUCAAGAUCUUCGAGGGCGACGCCGCGGGCCAGUGUACCGAGGCCGCCGCCAGCGACGCCGUGACCGGCAUCGCCAAGGCCGUCGCCACCGCCUACACCAGCGUCACCACCAAGGUCGAGAUCCAGGGCACGGGUGAGGCCUGCGCUGAGGGCUUUGCUGCGGGCGACGCUUUGGCCAUCUCCCUCGUGGACAUUACCCUGGACCUGUCCGUCCAGCUCAUCGAGGAGAAGUACCCCGAUGAGGGCUACGGCGAGCAGAUCGUGAAAGCCGUCACCGGCAAGGAGAACGAGGCCACCGGCGCUGCCGCUGGCCGGGCCGUCGCGGUCGUCGUGGCCAGCGCCUGGGCCGCCGCUGCUGGCGGCGCCUGCACCACCGGCGGCUUCGAAUCCAACUUCGAGGAGGCGUUCGUGGAGUCCGCCUCCACCGCCAUCGCUGAGCUCUGGGCCACCGUCGUCGUGGAGCUGUGCUCCAACUUCGAAGAGGGUGAGCCACCUGCUGCCGUGUCAACGUCCGAAUGCCGCUGCCCAUAA